Cervus elaphus (red deer) is the source of this 1327-nucleotide messenger RNA. RefSeq names its product ring finger protein 121 (gene RNF121). Gene Ontology annotation, cellular component: Golgi membrane; endoplasmic reticulum membrane. Lineage: Eukaryota; Metazoa; Chordata; Mammalia; Artiodactyla; Cervidae. The coding region runs from base 206 to 1120 and encodes 304 amino acids. The record is from RefSeq and is a predicted model, not a curated record. The transcript has 10 exons. Gene Ontology annotation, molecular function: ubiquitin protein ligase activity; metal ion binding.
GGAAGGGGAGAGCUGUGAAGAUGGCGGCAGUGGUGGAGGUGGAGGUUGGAGCCGGUGCUGCCGGGGAACGGGAGCUGGAUGAGGCAUUUAACAACGGGUGUAUUCAGUGACCAGUGGUCCUUGAAGGAAAUCACUAGGAGGAAGGAGACAUUGAGUUUGAAGGGAAUGAAGGGACAGCGCUGAGAAGCAGAGAGAGAAGGUGGAUAUGUCAGAACUCUCUCCAGAGGAGCAAUGGAAGGUUGAGCACGCACGCAUGCAUGCCAAGCAUCGCGGCCACGAAGCCAUGCAUGCUGAAAUGGUCCUCAUCCUUAUUGCUACCUUGGUGGUGGCCCAGCUGCUCCUGGUGCAGUGGAAACAGAGACAUCCCCGCUCCUACAAUAUGGUGACCCUCUUUCAGAUGUGGGUUGUUCCCCUCUAUUUCACAGUGAAGCUGCACUGGUGGAGGUUUCUCGUGAUCUGGAUCUUGUUCUCCGCUGUCACAGCCUUUGUCACCUUCCGAGCCACCCGAAAACCACUAGUCCAGACAACCCCAAGGUUGGUGUAUAAGUGGUUCCUGCUGGUCUAUAAGAUCAGCUACGCCACUGGCAUUGCUGGCUACAUGGCUGUUAUGUUUACCCUCUUUGGUCUUAACUUGUUAUUCAAGAUCAAACCUGAAGAUGCCAUGGACUUUGGCAUUUCUCUCCUCUUCUAUGGCCUCUACUAUGGUGUUCUUGAGCGGGACUUUGCAGAAAUGUGUGCAGACUACAUGGCAUCGACCAUAGGGUUCUACAGCGAGUCGGGCAUGCCCACCAAGCACCUCUCGGACAGUGUGUGUGCCGUGUGUGGGCAGCAGAUCUUUGUGGAUGUCAGUGAAGAGGGCAUCAUCGAGAACACAUAUAGGCUGUCUUGCAAUCACGUAUUCCACGAGUUCUGCAUCCGCGGCUGGUGCAUCGUGGGAAAGAAGCAGACGUGUCCCUACUGCAAAGAGAAGGUAGACCUCAAGAGGAUGUUCAGCAACCCCUGGGAGAGGCCUCAUGUCAUGUACGGGCAACUGCUGGACUGGCUUCGGUACUUGGUAGCGUGGCAGCCUGUCAUCAUUGGCCUGGUGCAAGGCAUCAACUAUAUUCUGGGCCUGGAAUAGUCAGGAAGAAGAACAUCCACCCACCAUGGACCUCAGGGCACUCUCCUCCCUGCCCUCCAAGACCUCCUGGGUGGGAAAGACUCAGAGGGGCACUGGGCCACUCAGGACUCCACCGGCUGUGUCCGGGCUGGGGAGGGAGGUGAUGGAGAGCCAGCCAGUGGGGCUGUCAGCAGUGGGGGCUUUUUAAAAGAAAACUAUUUUGAUGAA